AGAGAGAGAGAGAGAGACUAAAAGGGGAGUGGAUACCAAAACAAGUCAGAGAAGAAAACCUUUCUGUUCAGUUCUCAGCUGCAGCAAGUGACAGCAGGAGCGAGCCAACAAUUAAAAACCCCAGUCACACACGCCAGUUUUCUGCAGUUUGUUCGCCCUACUUCAGCGGGUCAUUCAGCUCAACUCUCAACGAUGGGGGAAGACUCAUCCCACGCCGAGCGCAGCAGCACCUCCAGCAACCCCACCACCCCGCAGCAGCAGCCGCAGCCUCCGCAGCUUGAAGACAAGGAGCUUCUGAUCCCCAGCUUCAGCCCGGGGUCCGCCCCGUCCUCUCCCACCAACACCCUCACCCGCCUGGGCCUUAAGAGCCCGACCAGCCCGACCUCAGCGGCGCCGGGAAGCCCCGCCGACCGCGGCCAGGUGAGCGCCAUCACCGUGGUGGCGCUGCUGGACAAGCUGGUCAACAUGCUGGAGGCGGUGCAGGACAACCAGCGGAGGAUGGAGCAGCGGCAGGCCGACCUGGAGGGCGUCGUGCGCGGCGUGCAAGGGGACGUCACGCGCCUGUCCAAGACCCACACCAGCACGUCCAACAGCGUCAACAAGCUGCUCGAGCGCUCCCGGAAAGUCAGCGGGCACAUGAAGGAGGUGAGGGAGCGCAUGGACAAGCAGGCGGCCCAGGUGAAGCGGCUCGAGGCCAAUCACACCCACCUGCUCAAGAGGAACCACUUCAAAGUGCUCAUCUUCCAGGAAGACAAUGAGAUCCCCACCAGUGUAUUAGUCAAGGACUCCCUCAUGACCCCACAGCCCAGCCAGAUGGAUGCAGAAGCAUCCCUACCUAGUGCUUCUGUUAUGGGCUCUGUUGAUGGCAUCCGCCCCCAGGAGGAGGGUCUCCAGACUAUCAGCCUCUCCUCUGAUGACGACGACGAUACUACAGUGCACCGCGAGGAGGAAGAGAUCCCGGAGUGCGAGGCCUUUGGGAGUUUUGCCAGUGAUCGCAACUGUGAGAAAUCCCGUGCUGAAAGGCUUAAGCGCUCUAGCCUGAAGAAGGUGGAUAGUCUUAAGAAAGCCUUCUCUCGCCAGAGUAUUGAGAAGAAGAUGAGCCAGAUCAGCACCAAGAUCGUGCCACCUGAGAGGCGUGAAAAAAUCAAGAAGAGCCUCACCCCUAACCACCCCAAGAGCCCGACUGCCAAGAGCUCCUCCUUCAAGGUGUCUCCCAUGACCUUCACUGUCAAGAAGGUCCGCGAUGGGGAGGACCGCGUGCAAGAUGUGGUCUCACCUGGGGAAGCGGCCCAUGUAGAGAUUCCUCCUCUGGGCAGCUUUGAUGGAGAGCUCCCCCUGGCAGAGGUGCACUCCCAGGAAGGCUUCCUGGAAGAGGGACAGGAGAUGCUGAGUCCCUCCACCCCAGAGAGCAUAAAGGCAGAGCUGGCAGUCAAUGGAGAAGCAGCAAGUGUCGAGUGUGACCUGAAUGGUGAUCGUCCUGCUGAGCUGGCAGUCCCAGAGCACGAUGAAGAGGAUGUGGAGGAUGAAGACGAGGAGGAAGAGGAGGAGCACCACAAAAGCCCUGUUGAGAUGGUGGCAGAAGCCCAGAUUCCCACAGCCGCGAUGGAGACAGUGUCUUAAUCUGAUUUGAUUUUGCCGAGUUUAAAUUUAUCCCAUUCCCUUUUUUCCCCUCAGUGUUUCUGUUUAUUAAACUCCCAGCAGCACAAAUAGCCCUUCCUUUCCAGUCUCUAUCAGGCUCCUCUUCUUAGCAUCUUGUCGCACACACAAAACACGCAAAGCACACUCUGCUUUUCAACUUGACAUUCUCAGGCUGUUCAUCCCUGGACCACUCCAGCAUCAAUACUCGUGAUUGUCAUCUCUACAAAUGACUGCAGUCUAAAUCACCUAGAUCUACAUACACAACUAAACCUCACUAGGAGCCCAGAUAGAGGCACCUAGGAUCCAGUGCAGGUGCUCCUUAAGCCCUCUAGUGAAGCUGUCCAAGGCAAGCAACAUUGCACCGAUGCACCAUAAUUCACUCUCAUCAGCUGGAGCCCACCACUUCAGUAGCAGCACAUCUCCAGGGCGCUUGGCCAACAAUCUCCCUCUUGCUCUGUUUGUCUGUCUCUGGACCGUUCUGUCUCGCUGACUAAUAGCCUCUUUGUUCUUUGUGUUUUUGUGAAACACAGUAAAUCUUUGGCAAAGGUGGUACUGCCCACAGCUUGUGGAAGCAGUGUGUUGCCAGGUUGUGUGAAUUGGAAUGGGGAGUUUCUAAGUUUUAAGUAAAAAAGGUCCUGGGGUACUUUUUAGACUAUAGUGCCUAGAGGUUGUUUACAGAAUUCCUUUGGACCUGUGCUGCAUUAGCCCUAAUCUUAGCUAACAGAUGGAUAUAUUACAGUGAUCCAAGCUGCUCUGUCUUGUCUCCUUACAUUCAUCUGCACUGAUCAAAGUAUGUUUCGUCCAGAAUGGGAUCAAAGUGGUAAUUUCCUACCUUAUCGUUCUUUAACCAGCGUGGAGCACCACAUGCGUUACAACCGAGACAACUGAGGAAGUGAAAAUUAAGUUGUAAAUAACAGAAAAGUAGAGUAAAUAUACUUUAAAAUAGUCUAAAUCGUCUAGCAAAUCACACCUUUCUGAUACUCUAAGGAAAUAAAAAACAAACACAGAUCUUUUACAAAUAUUAUUUGAUAUAGGUCUGAGUUCAGUCACAUUGAUUCAAAUGAAGGGUAUUAACAGAAUAAUAGAUUGGAAGCUAAAAUAUCCUUGAGAAAAGCUGAGCAAAUCAAAUUCCAUAUUGAUUUAAAUACUGGCAUUCUGAAAGUUUCCUCUCUCCAGCCAUUCUUUUGUCAUAUAAGUUUAUAUGUUUGUGUGCCUAAAUUACUUUGUGUUUUUAUAUGGGGAGCACAGUACUUGCUAGGAUUUUACAACAUAUGCAGCAUAAAAAACUAACUUGCCUGGAGUAACACUAAUUGCCUGGAGUAUUUGUACUUUUAUAAAUGUUGUAUCAAUGUGAAUUUUUUGACUUACUGUGUAAUAGUUGGGUGUUUAUUAGCUUUCCUUUCUUUCAGGCAUAUAUAACGUGCAUGGUGAAAUGUUUACUCGGUUGCAUACAGUAUGUUUGAGUUGUAAACACACACACACACACACACACACACACACACACACACACACACACUCACACACACACAAAGAAUCAGUGAAAUUUCCUGGGACCUCACCACAGAAGCCAGGACCACCACACACAUACAAGUGCACACAUGCAUACUGCUAUAUGCACCAGUGCCUUUAGCAUACACAAGCUGGUGUGUGUAAUUUCCGUCCUGAAGGGAUGGAUUCCUGUGCAUUUUAGAGAUACAAGUGAUAGUCAAAGAUGCCUAAAAUUUCUUCCCUUCUCAGAUUUUCCUUGUAGCUAUCACUGGGCAAGGAGUAAUGUUAUUCUUAGCUGUGCACCAGACUCAUGAGAGUCAGCUUUUGCUACAGUUUUAUAAGGUCUAAUAUCAACCAGAUGGAAAGCCACAAGUUUGAGUGUGAGAGAGGAACACAUACUUUAUUUAGAGUCACCUUCAUAUUUGCAAGCUGUGCCUGAGAGUUUCUCUAAAGUGACCUUCAGCUUGUUUGUGAUUCUUGAUGCCCCACUAGCCUUACAGUCAUAGAUACCUAGUGAAAUGCCAUGAAUCUCUAAAUAAAACUGUUUAGCAAAUGAUACCAGGUGCUGAGGAUCCAAAUAAGAGAGAGGGGCCGGAGAAUUGGAGAAAAGGAGAGGGCAGCAUUCCUAGGUUUGAUGGAUUACUCCUGCGCAGCCCAUUUUUCAUGCUCUUGGCCUCCUUGUUGAAAAGCUACAAGGAGAAGAGGAGGCUCCCUGGAGCCACAGGUGUUUGGCCCCAGCGGAGGCUCCUGGGCAUGGAGUUGUAGGGAGGGGAGUGUGGGAAAGGACUUCAGAUGUUGGGGAAGAUGAUGAAGUUAGUUUGGGGCAGGGCUUAAGAUAUGUGCAGCAAGGCAUGAAAGAAUUCAAAAUAUGAGAGUUUGAAACACAUAAAACGAUGGGAACUGAAGGGGUUUUUAGGGGUUGAGAACUAAUAACUGGCAUCAUGUAUCCACAACUGUGUAUUAUUUUAUCUAAACCCAUUUACAUGCAUUAUUCUAUCCCUGAUAAGCAUUGUGAAAUUCCACUUAAAAUUCCCUGCUUCUUAAAUUAGAAAUAAUCUAAUAAUACGUAUACAUUUUCUAAUUUUCUAAAACUAUGCAAGGAACGUACAGAUAGACAUUAUAGUGGUCUGGCAAGGAAAGCAGGAAUGACGCAGUGUAUGUGAUAAACUGAAAUAAGCUUGAUAGUGCUUGACAAUAGUGUCUGUAUGUUUAGGGAGAGGGCCUGCUCGCAAUAUGCUACAGUAAUUUUUUUUA
Myripristis murdjan (pinecone soldierfish) is the source of this 4380-nucleotide messenger RNA. RefSeq names its product caveolae associated protein 2a (gene cavin2a). Gene Ontology annotation, cellular component: cytoplasm; caveola. Bases 193 to 1620 code for a protein of 475 amino acids. The record is from RefSeq and is a predicted model, not a curated record. NCBI's taxonomy places the organism in Eukaryota, Metazoa, Chordata, Actinopteri, Holocentriformes, Holocentridae. Gene Ontology annotation, molecular function: protein kinase C binding. The transcript has 2 exons.